Messenger RNA from Stegostoma tigrinum, 3500 nucleotides. RefSeq names its product far upstream element (FUSE) binding protein 3 (gene fubp3). The coding region runs from base 16 to 1812 and encodes 598 amino acids. Gene Ontology annotation, biological process: regulation of DNA-templated transcription. The record is from RefSeq and is a predicted model, not a curated record. NCBI's taxonomy places the organism in Eukaryota, Metazoa, Chordata, Chondrichthyes, Orectolobiformes, Stegostomatidae. Gene Ontology annotation, molecular function: mRNA binding. The transcript is spliced from 19 exons. Gene Ontology annotation, cellular component: nucleus; cytoplasm.
CUCUAAGAGACGGGAAUGGCGGAGUAUGGCAGCAUCCUCACCCCGGCGGCGCUCGGCCUGAACUCUGGACACUCGCCCGGACCCAAAGUGGAAGCUUUCGCCGACGCGCUGCAAAGGGCGCGGCAGAUUGCUGCUAAAAUAGAUGCUGGUUCACAUCUGAACAAUUCUACUCCUGUGGUAGAUCCUGCAGUCUAUGGCUAUGGGACUCAGAAACGGACCCUCGAUGAUGGGGUAGUGAACCAGCUUGGGGGAAUGGUGCAUCAAAGGACUAUAAUGUCUGAAGAGUACAAAGUGCCUGAUAAAAUGGUUGGAUUCAUAAUUGGCAGGGGAGGAGAACAAAUAUCUCGGAUACAGAUGGAAUCUGGCUGCAAAAUUCAGAUUGCACCUGAUAGUGGAGGUCUCCCAGAACGGUCUUGCACGUUGACGGGUUCACCAGAGAACAUAGAAGAAGCAAAAAGACUCCUAGGACAGAUUGUGGAUCGGUGUCGGAACGGGCCUGGCUUUCACAAUGAUAUUGAUAGUUCCAAUAACGCUAUACAGGAAAUCCAAAUCCCGGCCAGCAAAGUUGGCCUUGUCAUUGGCAAAGGAGGGGAAACCAUUAAACAGCUGCAGGAGAGAACUGGUGUAAAAAUGAUAAUGAUUCAGGAUGGACCACUUCCCACAGGUGCUGACAAACCACUGAGGAUUACAGGAGAUCCUUACAAAGUACAGCAAGCUAAAGAGAUGGUCAUGGAAAUAAUCAGAGAUAAAGAUCAAGGUGAUUUCAGGCGAAAUGAAUAUGGUUCCAGAAUUGGAGGAAAUAGUAUAGAUGUUGCUGUACCUAGAUUUGCUGUUGGUAUUGUAAUAGGAAGAAAUGGUGAAAUGAUAAAAAAGAUUCAGAAUGACGCUGGUGUUAGAAUUCAAUUUAAACCAGAUGAUGGUAUAAUGACAGACAGAAUUGCUCAGGUGAUGGGUCCUCCAGAUAGGUGUCAACAUGCUUCUCAUAUGAUUAAUGAGCUUAUUCAUACAGCGCAGGAAAGAGAUGGUCAGUCUGGAUUUGGCGGUCCUGGAAGAGGACGGGGUAGGGGUCGUAGUGAAUGGAAUAUGGGACCUCCAGGUGGCAUGCAGGAAAUAACAUAUACAAUACCCGCUGAUAAAUGUGGCUUAGUUAUUGGAAGAGGUGGGGAGACUAUCAAAAGCAUCAACCAGCAAACAGGAGCACAUGUAGAACUACAGAGAAAUCCACCACCAAAUUCUGAUCCUAAUAUUCGAAUAUUCAUUAUCCGUGGAGCUCUACAACAGAUCGAACAUGCUAGACAGUUAAUAGAAGAAAAAAUCAAUGGGGGUCCGGGACCUGGUGGCCCUGGAGGAUUUAACACAAGCCCUUAUAGUCAAGGACCACCUGGGCACCAUCAAAAUGGCCCACCACAAGCUUUUAUGACACAGGGAUGGGGAAGUACGUACCAACCUUGGCAGCAACAAGGACAGCAGGAUCCAAGUAAAGCUGCGCAGCAUUUGGGUACAGCAGCCUGGUCAGCCUACAUCUCCCAGUUUUACCAGCAGCCUAGCCAACAACAGCAAGCAACAAUGGGGCAGAACUCGCAACAAAAUUCAGAUCAGAAUGGUGGCCAAACUGGUCAGAUGGAUUAUUCCAAAGCCUGGGAGGAUUACUACAAAAUACUUGCUCAGGCAACAGGAACUGCCCAAGGUACUCCACAGCAAAGCUCUCAACCUGACUACAGUGCAGCCUGGGCAGAGUAUUAUCGACAACAAGCAGCAUACUAUGGACAAGCCACACAGCAAGGGCAGGCCCCUGGUCAUCAGGAUCAAUAAUUUGAUGUCCUUGAGAAGACAUUUGAAUCAUUAUGGGUGUGGAGCCUUUUUUAACAAAAGGUUGAAAAGAUUAAUGCCGCCUUGAUGAAGAAAAACUUAUACUUUUAUUUCUGAACACUAGAAAAAAACUUAUUACGAUAACUUUCUAGAUUUACCAUUAAUGGAAUAAUAGUGAAGUUGAGGGGUGCAGAUGUUGUGACUGAACACUUGGGGACCCUUAAACCGAUACCAUGGUUUGGACAGGCUAAAAUGCGAAUGGUGGUUUGUUCUGCUUUUUUAAUAUUUUUUUUUAAGAAGAUUACUCUCCUACAUCAACAGCACUACAGGAUAAGUUUUUAAAGUAUAAUAGUAGUGUGGAUGUGGGGUUCAAAGACGGUGCAUUGUUGAACUGUAUACAUCCCAACGAUAGAUGGGUAGGAAUACUGGUGCUGGUACUGCAUAUCCUGAUGCUCGAUAAUGGCAACAUACGAGUCCCAGGUAUCGGUCUGGGGUUUUGUACAGCACAGACCGAAAGGUACUAACGACCACAGUAUAUAUAUAAUAUAUAUUAUAUAUAUAUAUAUAUAAAAUAUGUCUCACUUUUGUGAAACUGUGCCUCCAUCCCUAUGUGAGUGGGCACUAAAUACAAAACUGUGUUGGACUGGUAAAUUUUUGUACUAGUCUAUUAAUUCUACUGUGUGGGGAGGGAGGGGGAAAGAAGAAAAAAAGUUAGCACAACAAAAACUUCUUUUUAUAAGGAGUUGAAAAUGAGAACUGUGAAUAAUAAUUUAAUACUUUUUUCCAAAAUACAUGUUUUACGUAGGUGACUGUCGGCAAAGAUGAGGAUUUAAAAAAUGUAUUUUAAAAAAGACAAAAAAAAACUAAUCUAGGCACAUUUUGUAAUUGAAUGAAAAUUGAACAGCAGCAGGGUGCACAUCUGUACGUGGAUGUAAUGGAAGAACACCACCAUUCGCACUGUAGUCUGCCUGCCGCCCCCCCCCCCCCCCCACUUCCCACCCCCACCUCCCCUCAAAGUCAUGGACUGUAAGCAUGUCUGAAUGGAGCCUCAAAUGUGCUAAAGACUUGAUCAUACACUUUUUUUUUUCCUGGCUCUCUAAUUGUACCUGUCUGUGUAAUUGCCUGAUGAAAAAAGAUGAUACAAUUAAAUAAAAGUACAGGUUUUAUUUUUUAGUAUGAAAAAAAAAUACAAAAAUGGUUGGUUGUUUGGUAUACACCGCUCUCAAAUUUGGACUCAGCAAAGUCUCCACGAGCCAUGCUAAUGACUAUUUUUUAAUUCUUAUUCUUAUGUGGUGUGAUCUAAUAUGUAUGAUUAUGUUUAGCAAGUGAAUGAAUCCUAGUAUUAAUUACGUAUGUGAAAAAAUUAAGUUGAUUAAAAAAGGGAUGUUAUUAAGUUGAAGCUGUUUAACUUGUAGUAUUUGCCUUUGUACAGUUAACAGUGUAGAUAACCAGGGACUUUGGUUCUGUUUUUAAUGACCUGAAGUUUACUGGACAUUCCGUUUAAAUUGUACUGAUUUUUUUCUAUUAAUGCUCGAAAUGUCUAACUUUGAAAAGUGUGACUGGUUUAAAAAGAGAAAAAGCAGCUCUGCACAGCAUGUUAAAGAGAUGUAUCCCUUUUAUUUUACUGACACUUGCAUUUUACACUCUAUAAUAAAAUAUCCACAACAUUUCUCUGUGGAAAUUUGGCCUGA